ACUCCCCGCGGCCGACCACUACGAUGAGCAGCACACAAGCGACUUCCCAGCAUAGUGUAGUUACUGAAGAGCAUAUUGCUAUAAUAGCUAGGCGUCAUUUAAAUAAAUGGGAGGAUGUGUGUCCUUAUCUCGGGCUUAAAAAUGCAGAAGAAAACAUCCGAAGAACACCAGGUGACUAUCAUGAUCAAAAUAUGGCGAUGCUGAAAAUAUGGAAGAGGCAGCAAGGAAAUAAAGCCACCUACAGAGUUCUGAUCCAAGCGGCAGAGAAUGCGCUUGACAAUAUGUUAGCGGACCGAAUACGUGAAAUGAUAUCUGCUGAGUCUGCUGCAGUUGAUGUACAGCGUCAACAUCAUUUUCCAUCCAAGAUGUGUGUUCUCCCAAUUGCAAUUUCUCUGCUAGUAGUGCUAGGGGUUGUCAUUUUUACAAACGUAUAUAACCCUUUCAUUAAAGACAUGGAAGAGAGGAUACCAGCCAACAUAAAAAUUGAGAACCAAACUGCAAGUAUAGCAGUGAUGAUUAUUGGCUCAAUCAUAUCAAACCAAGAGGUCGUCUCUCAGUCUCCAGCUGAUCUGUCAAACAGUGAUAGUCAAAUACUGACAAAACUGGGUCUACCCCAAGGAAAAUGGGACAACCUCAAUGCUCUGCGGGCUCUCUAUAAAUAUAGCACAGAGUAUGAUGUGUUAUCUGUCCGAGUCAGUACGCCUGGAAUGGAGCUGGACCGAAGCUAUAUACUGGAGCAGAUUGAGCUUAUUUUCAAAACUUCAAAAAAUAUAGUUGUUCUUCACUACUAUGGGAGUAGUCAGAGGAACACUGGUGACUGGAGUUUCAGAGAUGGUUUUAUCACCUUCAGAGACAUUGCUGAUCUCUACAUGAAACACAGCCGUGGACAGAAACUCGGGAUUAUCUCAGACUGUCAUUCCUCGGGACGGUGGGUGAGUGAGUGUGCCAAGUUCCUGGAUGAGCAGGGAGUGAAGCCAUGUGGACACUCAGCCAUGGAGAAGGGCAUUCUUCUGAGGGUUGUAGCAUCAUGUCGGACAGGCCAAGACUCUGCCGAACUAGCAUACACUCUACGAGGCAUGAAACUGAAGGAAGAACUGGAUGGCAGUCACCGAGACUUGUUUUACUACUUUUCUAAAGAGUUCAGUGCUCAACAGAAGGUACUUGGCGUUGAUUUCACAAAACAUAGGUGUGGAAAGGGAAACGAGGAAAAGUGCAAUAUUGCCUCAAAUGCUACGUGGUCCACUGCAAGGGAAGUGACUGAUGGUCGCAUAAAACUAGUUCGAAGGAAUGAAAAUGGUCGGCCAAUGUGGCAGUUUAUAUUGCUAGAUGAUGAUGCACAAAAGAUCAGAGACUUUUAUCCAAUGGCCUAUCUACCACGGUAUGGCACGGUUCUGAGGUCAGGAGAGGGGAAAAAUCCUUCUCCAGAAGAUGAAGAGUGGAUGAGUAAUAAUUACGAGCCUAAAAUUAAUACAGAACGUGGACAACAAGACCUGCCUGUUCAAAUGGUACCAUUUGCUGCAGUUAUUGUCAUUGGAGCAGUACUUUUCUGGGUGAUAUAUAAAUAAAAUGAACUAACCUUGUAUGAACCCUGCAUAGAUGAGUUACCUUUAAAAGCUAUAGCUGACUUUUGGUGUGAGUGCCAUCCAUGUUUUUAUGUAGCAGCUGUUGUACUAGCUAUAUAACAAAAAUAAGUUACGAGAUCUGAAUGGUGUCUUAUUGCCAGCCUCCACCCACGCCUAUUACAUAAUCGAUACUCCACACAUGUACAACAGCAUGCAACA
Messenger RNA from Geodia barretti, 1781 nucleotides. The record is from the annotation of a GenBank genome assembly. NCBI's taxonomy places the organism in Eukaryota, Metazoa, Porifera, Demospongiae, Tetractinellida, Geodiidae.